Molecule: messenger RNA, 758 nt
Organism: Pseudophryne corroboree (corroboree frog)
Lineage: Eukaryota; Metazoa; Chordata; Amphibia; Anura; Myobatrachidae
Product: lymphocyte antigen 6B-like
Exons: 3
Coding region: 92-448 (118 amino acids)
Source: RefSeq, a predicted model, not a curated record
CUUUGGUUAAAAAGGAUCUAGCACAUAGGAGGGAGAGCACAGCGGAUAAGAGACUUGCUGUAUACUGCAGUUACUCCAGAACCCACUGAGAAUGAACAAGAUUGCAAUUACGCUUUUAGCCCUUCUGACUUUUCAUUUGGGUCAUGCUAUGAAUUGCUACACGUGUGGAUAUGGUACCUGUCUUACUCCCUCCACAACAUCCUGUGGAUUAUUGGAAGUAUGCCUGACACAGACAAUAACUGUAGCAUCAUUGCCAGUAAAGAAGAAGUCUUGUUCAUCUCCCUCAAAAUGUGUGGGGUCAACUCAAACCACAUAUCUCGGCAUAACCGUGACAGAAACUCCGUCCUGCUGUUUUACUGACCUCUGCAAUUCAGCUGCCAUGCCCUCCGUGUCUAUUGUAACCGGCAUUGCCGUCCUGCUUUCAUUGUGGGUGGCCAGGCUCUUCUGAGCCCACACGAGAUUUAAACGUUUAUCUCUAAUUAAAGCAUAUCUGUCACACCCCUCCAGUGGAGGAAGCCAUUUUUUGUACUUGACCACAUGUCAGGAAAUUACGUGGCCUUAUCAAUGUCUUAGGAACUUUGUGCCUCUUGGUUCCGGGAUGUUCCUGGGUCUUCAGGAACUGAUAGGAUGAAUCUUAGUUCAGUCUACAAAAUGGCUGACUGCGCUGUAAGUGAUAGGCGUAAUUGCAGAAGGUCAUUGUCCUAAGAAUCCCUGGUCAUUCACUUGCAGUUACUUAAAAUAAAUAUGUAUACAAAUUA